AACAAACCCUAGAAUGAAUAAGUCAUGGAGAUCCUUUUCCUCUCUGACAGUCUAACUCCCCAGGUGCUGAAAGAUGGCCCAGAGAAGAGUGACAUCUAUUGUUCAGGAAGGUUUAUGGGUGGGAUCCACCAGUCCUGCUGAGUAGACUGUGCAUUUCGGUCCAUGAGCAAAAGGUGACCUCUCUCCCCAGAGGAGCAAACCAGGGCCACCUGAGAAGGGGCAAAUGGAAGCUAACAUCCAGUUCAUAAGGAUUAUCCAGGAAAUGCGGGCAGAGAUCAACAAGCUGAAGAAAGAGAAUCAAGUCCUCCAGAUGAAGCUGGCCUCAAGUAGUCAGAGAACCCCAGGCCCCAGCGGAGAAUCGGAAGAUGAAAGGGAAGAGGAAGUCACAGACCUUGGUAACCUCGAAAAAGCAUCUGAAAAAUCUCCAGCAACCCUUCACGGUGGUGUUUCCAUCGAUGCAGCACCAGCUGUGCUUGAACAUCAAGGCAACGUCAUGAUUGUUAGACGCUAUUCCAUCUCCUCACCAAUUCAUUCAUUUGCUGCAAAUGAUCCCUGGAAACCUGAGGAAAGACACCCAAAGAGUGGAAUUCUAGGAACUCAGGGAAGAGUUAAAUCUCUGGCAUGUUCUUCAAUUAAGAAGCAAGACAAUGAAGAAAAUCUGUUUGCAGCAGAUUCUUUAACCAGCACUAGUUCCAACCAAAGAACUUCUCCUGAUCAUGUUUUUGAUAAUGUAACCAGGGACAAGAUAAAGACAGUCAGUUUCCAGUUACCCAUGGACUUGUCUUCAUAUUCCAAAAAUUCAAGUUCUUUGAAGUGUUCACCAAAUCGGACCACAAACGAGCUAAGUACCAUUGCAGAAUAGGCUGCGUGGGGUGAUGAAAUUUAAGAAACAGCUGAUUCCCAAAAAUGAGAACACUUAGGCCCCUCUGGGUCAGUGUCCUCCUCUACAAAGAGCUCUGGAAAGAUUCCCAGUAAGACACACAAAAUGCUUGGCAUCAGGUCAGUGGACUUGUGAAUGGACUUGG
Molecule: messenger RNA, 1025 nt
Organism: Mustela erminea (ermine)
Lineage: Eukaryota; Metazoa; Chordata; Mammalia; Carnivora; Mustelidae
Product: putative coiled-coil domain-containing protein 195
Exons: 3
Coding region: 224-862 (212 amino acids)
Source: RefSeq, a predicted model, not a curated record